AUGUCCAUGUUUGACUCUGUUGACCAACUACAUCCUUAUUGGGACUCAGGAACUUGGCCUGACAUUCAGUAUAGUACUGUUGUUAUGUCUCGCCACCCUCAACCUCGGUCGGCUGCAGAGAAACAGCCUCUCGCGAGUAUCGUAGGCGCUCCCCAUUGUCACAUGAAGUUUGUCGUUUCGAACCAUUCGUUUAAUCAAAUUCUCCCCAUCAAUCAUAUCGGCGAAGUUUUUAUGGCGGACCUCAGGUCGGCAGAGGCUAGUCGCUUUGCAAUUCACCCCCAGUCCGGGGAACGGCUAUACCGGACAGGCGAUCUAAGCAAAAUGCUACCCGACGGCAGUGUGCUUCCAGUUGGGCAUAUUGAUAGGGAAGUGAAAGUCCGAGGGUACCAAAUUGAACUCGACGACGUUGAGCGCACCAUCUGUGAUCUCAUACCAGAAGUAAUGGCUGUUUCCGUCCAACCCGACGAAUCACCGCCGUCUCUGAGCAACAAUUUCUUUGAUAUCGGCAGUAACAGUCGUAGCAUGCUGGUUUCUGCCCUUGCCAGUCAACUCAAAACCGCUUUUCCUUCUGCGAAGCUUAGAAUCACCGACCUUUUCUUGCACGUCAUUAUCUUGGCUCAAGCUGAGCUUGUCUCCGACAAAAGGGGCUCUGUGUCGAACAGCCCUCAAAGCCAAAGUUUAAGUCCCGCCCUGCCGCUAGCACCUCAGCCUGGUACUAGUGACGAAGAUGUCCCAGGCGCGAUUUUGACUAUUUGGAAAGCUUUCCUUAGUGCUCAAGAUCUAAAUCCCUCAUCCAAUUUCUUCGACGCUGGUGGCCAUAGCCUCGCUGUUACACUACUCCUUGAAAGGAUCAGGGCUAAGUGGCCUUGGGCAGACAUUGAAAUCAUCGACUUAUUCCCGCAUGCCACGGUGAAAAGCCAGGCUGCGCUAGUCGCGAGGUAUUUACCCACUAAAAUCUAUCAUUCUCCAAAAAGCGCUUCGGAAAAGCCUCUGUCACUAGCUCAACAUUCACCCAUGACGCCGUCUUCUCGUAGCUCGGAAAUAGCAGUUGUUGGAAUGGCUGGGUGCUUCCCUGGCGCGUCAAAUCCGGACGAAUUGUUUCGCAUCUUCCUCGAGAAGAGGGAGGCAUUGACCACAUUCCCUGAGCGCGAUCCAGAGUCUUUACCUUUUAAAGAUGCGAUCUACAUUCCAAAAUGUGUCGUUAUACCGGCUGGAGACGAAGCGAGCUCACAACACGUGGGAGCUUGUCAAUCGUGGGCAGUAUAUCAGUCGCCUUUCCUCAGAGUUGCAAUUGGAUCGGAUGCAGCCACCAAAAAGGCUGGCUGUACAGUCCCAGGCCCUCGAGGGCAAGCGGAUGUUAUUAUGCGCGCUUGGAAGGAUUCUGGUAUCUCGCCCUCUAAGGUCGUGUACGCUGAAAUUGAACACCAUUCUGUUGGUGAGGGAACACGCGAGUACACAAGCAGCUACGUCUUAUGGGCGGGUGACGAUAAGGUGGCAUGGAAUCACGUAGGGGAGAUAGGGUUGUCCCCUGCUCCGUGGCCCGGGCAUGCUGACACUGCGUGGGCAGUCGUAUUGAUUCGGAGAGAAAUUCAUGUUCCCGGCUGUAUCUUUGAACUCGACGUUCCGAGAGGUGGUGGACAAGCCGUUUGCCCUGGUCAAUGA
Messenger RNA from Laccaria bicolor S238N-H82, 1662 nucleotides. RefSeq lists its product as uncharacterized. Lineage: Eukaryota; Fungi; Basidiomycota; Agaricomycetes; Agaricales; Hydnangiaceae. Bases 1 to 1662 code for a protein of 553 amino acids. The transcript has 16 exons. Gene Ontology annotation, biological process: secondary metabolite biosynthetic process; amino acid activation for nonribosomal peptide biosynthetic process. Gene Ontology annotation, cellular component: cytoplasm. The record is from RefSeq and is a predicted model, not a curated record. Gene Ontology annotation, molecular function: acyltransferase activity; phosphopantetheine binding.